Molecule: messenger RNA, 3202 nt
Organism: Drosophila teissieri
Lineage: Eukaryota; Metazoa; Arthropoda; Insecta; Diptera; Drosophilidae
Exons: 2
Coding region: 2279-3202 (307 amino acids)
Source: RefSeq, a predicted model, not a curated record
AUAUCAUAAACUCAUUAACUGAAUAGGUUCUUAAUUAGCACUUACUUAACGAGCAUGUGUGCCAAUAAUUAAGUUCGUUGAUGUAAAUAAUAUUAUAUGAGUGCUUUCGCAUCUGGGCAAAUAAUGUGUAUUCUUAGGCCAUUGGCCAUCGGCCAUUGAUUUCCAAAUUUUUGUCUCGUCCAAUUUCCACAUGAGUGUGAGAUUCUGUGUUGAUUCUGGCUAGGGGUUAUUAAUAUUUGUGUUUGUACUUCCACUUGUUAUAAUUGUCAGCAUCAACAGAUAGCUGUCGGAUAUGGCAACAAAUUUAUUUGCAUAUUGAUUGAACACCCGAUGGUGAACUUUAUGCGUUGGUAAUGAUGCAAUUUGCUGACUCAUUUGUGGCAGAGACUGCUGUAAGUUUAUUGGGUUUGAUUGGGGAGGCCAUUAAAUGCCACGCACGUCCUUCUGAUCUAAUUUCCCAGCGCCCGAGACCAAUUCAGUGUGUCUCCACAUUUUAAUGCGGAUAAAAUUUCGCUUUUGAAUCAAUUAGGGGUGCAAAAGAAAAAGGCGUGUCGUGCUAAAUAUUUACCCAGCUGUCUGGCAUCGGGUGAGUUAUCCCCAUUCCCGACUGCCUAACUGUCCCGCUCCCCAAAACUAGUUUUCCCUUGGGCGUUGCCCCCGCCACGCCCACUGACCCCUUGCGUGACUGCCCGGAUCCACCCGCUCCCACAGUCCUCACUUUUCCAGCUAGCCACACACACAAGCUAAGCCGGUGUUCCCUAAUGCUUGUUUAUGUGGGAAAGCGUUUGGGAUUGGCACUCCUCAGCUAUAAAUAGGCGCCCGACAACUGACAAAAACUGGAACAAUAUCUCGGAUACCAAGAAGGGGUAGCCCAGUAAAAUGAUAUUCGGUUGAUUGAUGCCACACUUGAAGAAAACUCGAGAAAAGUAAUUAAAUCAUUUUUAUUGGGACCACGCCUUUUUGCAGCAAAAAUUCUAUUUGAAUUUUGUGAGCAAAGUGCUCGGCACAUGCUAAGAUACACCAGCAUAUUCCACACAAUUAUAUCCGUUUUAUUUCCAAGGCCAAGAUAAUUCAUGAAAAGAGUGGAAGCCUAGAAGAAGGGGAUUUUCCAGUGAAUUGUACAUAUAUCACCGCGAAUUUGGCAAGGACCGCAUCUGUCGCUCGAGGGGCUUUCGGCAAAUUUAAAAGCGUAACCCCAAAAAUCAUUUGCACAGCAGUCAUGGGGGACUCAUUAGGCGGGGGCAUCCCCCCCCCGUUUUUUGUUAGAACGAAUAACUUUUAUUUUUCGCCUCAGAGUCCGCCACUUCAUCGCAGCGCUGUUGUUGACAAUGAGCGAAACAUUUGCGUAUCGGAAUUGGCAAAACCCCGGGCGGCGUCUAAGGAUAUUCCGGCCUCCGUUCCCGAAAGACAUGAAUAUUCAUUCUUUGCGAAGCGAGUCCCAAUCGAGCAUGAAGAUGCUUCAGGUUGCCGGGGCUUUUGGGAUUAACAUAAAAUUUCGGUUGAUUGUGUUUUGGUGAAGAUUUUUAUGGGAUAUAAGGGAUUUUAUGGGGCAACUAACUUGUUUGGCUGGAUGCCUGCCUAGUGAAAUCUCAACGGGCCAUAAGAUGGAUGGGAAUCGCUUAUACAAUGGCCAUGAAUGUUCAGGCUUUAUCGCCUAUGUGCAUGAGUGAGUGGUUAAAGUAUUGAUGUUCAUUUUUAAAUUUAAAUAACAAAUCGAAUAGGUAAGUGAAUGAGCAUUAAGAAUUUAGUAUGCCCCCUGCAUGUAGAGUAAAAGGGUGUACUGAUAUGCAGAAAAACUUAUAAUCGAACUGGAAGGAAGUCGUACCCUCGUAAAAAGAGAGCUCUUCGCAGAUCCUAGCAAUAAAAAACGGCGAUUAUUCCACUGCAAACUGUGUUUUACGAUGCAAUUCGAUGUCAUGAUGGUGUGACAGUACGAAAGAUUGAUGAGCUUUCUUUGAUGAGACCCCGACAAGGUCGUUCCACUUUUUAUUUUGGGCACCGUGUUCCUGUUCUUGUUGAUUCUUUGCUCUGAAUGCGAGUGAAGUAUUUGCCUGUGAAAUAUUUCGGGUAAAUAUGAAUUGGGCAAAUAGCAGAUAAAGUGCUUGGCGUGCUAUAAAAGGUGAAAACAGCGGCGAAAGGAGGCACAGUUUCGCAUUGAUUUCAUCAUGCAGCGAUUGGUGGUCAUAUUCAGUUCCUGCCUGCUGUUGGUCGCAGGACAUUUGGUGGAGGAGCCCCAGGUAAGGCUGAACCUCGUCCAAUCAAUUAUACAUACAAAUAAAUGUGUUCACGCACGCCCUACUUAAAAUCGCAUCUCUACUAUAAUAUAUAUUUCCAGGAGCUCCCUGAUAGCACCACCUAUUACCCUGUCCAAGGCUUUCCAGAUGAAGGUCAAGAGCUACCCGACAUAGUUGCGGAGACCGAUGCAGAGAUUGAAAAGGAUGCCCACAAGAUCAACUGGCUGCCCGUGUGGGAGGAGCAUGAGCAACUACGAUUCGCGCGGCAAGUGACCGAGCAGCCAGUUGGCACCACAGCCACUCCCGAGCAGUCCACACCCAAGGACAUCCUGCUGCCCAAGGAGAACCAGGAGUGCCCCACCAGUGCCAAACGUGGACUAACCAAUCUCGUCCGCGUGGCCCGUCCUCUUCUGCCCGCUUCCCAACUGAAAAACAUCUUGGCCAAUGCCGUGGAGGAUCCCCAGGUUCGGGAGCUGAUCAAGUUGCUCCGCAGCGAUGGCUUCAAGACGCAAGUGCAGCUGCUGAAGGCCAGCAAGCAGCACCAGCUGCUCCACGACUAUGUCUGCCGGCGGCUCAAGCUGGAUCCCACCUACUACGCGGAGUUCGUGCGCGUGUUCCUCGACCUUCACAUUUCCGACCCACCGACCAGCAAGUUGCCCAACCGCCGCCCCGGAGUCCGCGGACUCCUCCAGGAUCUCCGUGACGCCCUGCCCCGCUCCGAACUGCGGGACAUGUACCUGCGACUCUACUCCUCCGACUCGGAUCUCUCCACUGCCAUCCGCCUCAUCCGCGGCUCCGAGUUCCGGCGCUUGCUGCGCGAUCUGCGCCAACUGAAGGAGUACCGCUCCCUGGCCGCCGAUCUGGAGAAGUCUGGUGUUCCGCUGCGCCAGCUGCAGCAACUGGUGGCUAGCGCCCUCGGCUGGAGCACCAUGGACAUGGGCGGGGAGACCGUCAUCUGGAAUGUUUAG